AUGACGCAAGGCUACUCGUUCAAAUAUUUCACGGUGCAGUUUCCAGCAGACUAUCCCUAUGUCGCACAUGUCGAAAUCAAGCGAGCAGACAAACUAAAUGCCUUCCACGAAGCCAUGUGGCUCGAAAUGCGCCAACUAUUCACCCGCCUCUCCGACGACCCCAACAUCCGCGCAGUAGUCCUCAGUGGAGCAGGUAAAAAAGCCUUCACAGCCGGUCUCGACGUAAAAGCCGCAUCAGAAGGCGGCACCCUCUCCCAAGAAGGCGGAGACCCAGCCCGCAGAGCCGUGUACUUCCGCCGCCACGUCGCGGAAUUUCAAGACUGCAUCACCUCGAUCGAGAAGUGCGAGAAACCCGUCAUCGUCGCCAUGCACGGAUACAGUUUCGGGCUGGCGAUCGAUAUCUGCACAGCGGCUGAUGUGCGUAUCUGCUCACGCGAUGUAAAGUUCGCAGUGAAGGAAGUUGAUAUCGGUAUCGCGGCCGAUAUUGGUACGCUUACGCGGCUUCCGAAGGUUGUUGGGAGUUUUGGGUGGGUGAAGGAGGUCGCGCUUUCUGCGCGAGUCUUUGGUGCAGAGGAGGCGCUGCGUGUUGGGCUUGUUAAUGCUGUUUAUGGCGAUAAGAAGGAGGCUGUUGUUGCGGGGUUGAAGAUGGCUGGGCUUAUGGCUACUAAGAGUCCGAUUGCGGUGCAGGGGACUAAGGAGAUUUUGAAUUAUUCGAGAGAUCACCCUGUUCAGGAUGGGUUGCGGUAUACUGGAGUUUGGAAUAGUGCGUCUAUUCAAACGGAGGAUGUUUCUAAGGCACUUUUGUCUGGGAUUCAGAAGAGAACUCCGACGUUUGAGAAGCUAUGA
Penicillium odoratum is the source of this 846-nucleotide messenger RNA. Its product is annotated as enoyl-CoA hydratase/isomerase family protein. The transcript is spliced from 2 exons. The record is from RefSeq and is a predicted model, not a curated record. The coding region runs from base 1 to 846 and encodes 281 amino acids. Gene Ontology annotation, cellular component: mitochondrion. Gene Ontology annotation, molecular function: delta(3,5)-delta(2,4)-dienoyl-CoA isomerase activity. NCBI's taxonomy places the organism in Eukaryota, Fungi, Ascomycota, Eurotiomycetes, Eurotiales, Aspergillaceae.